Messenger RNA from Conger conger (European conger), 1911 nucleotides. Its product is annotated as protein FAM107B. The transcript has 5 exons. Gene Ontology annotation, biological process: actin filament bundle assembly; regulation of actin cytoskeleton organization; actin filament polymerization. The coding region runs from base 625 to 1170 and encodes 181 amino acids. Gene Ontology annotation, cellular component: neuron projection; synapse; stress fiber. The record is from RefSeq and is a predicted model, not a curated record. Lineage: Eukaryota; Metazoa; Chordata; Actinopteri; Anguilliformes; Congridae.
GCCUGCCAUGCGUCCGUGCGGUCCACCCUGAGGAGGCCACAUCACGGAGGUGCCACACCCCGCCUGCCCGGCCCGCCGAUAGCGCUGCCCAUCCCUUCUGGAGAGAGAGGGCCGACGGGCACAGCUGCCUGAGACACCGGCCAUACUCUCCCUCAGGCAUCCUGCUCUGUCAACAGCAAUUACCUUAAUCUCCCCUCCCGUCUUUAAGCCUCCAAGAGUGGGGAGCCAGAUAUGAACAGGUGGCUGCCAAAGGGUCUGUUCCGGGCUACAGUAAUAGGUGAUCGCUCUUUCGCUCGCUCUCUUUCUCUCCUUCUAUCUCUCCGGCUGGGCUGCUGGACCUCGCUCUGACAAGGGUUCCCUUCCGGACACUAUGGAUUAUUGUCCAAUUCCGGAAGAUUCCGUCGAUUGCUUCUUAAAAAUCUGGCUGGCUUAGCCCCUUGGAGUAGCCUCCUGCCAUUAGUGUGCAAGGGGCUGUGAGGAGCUGAGCACUCCACCCACCCUCAAAAGUGCCAGGGUGGACGGCCGCACCUACCUACGGCCGUGUCCUGGAACGGCACCAGGACAGGGCGCAAGCUCAACCAACACCGACUACUUUCUGCGAGGCUGCACUGUACGCUGAUAACCAUGGGAGCAUCCAUCGGAAAGAAACAGAAAGCAUACAGCCUUGAGCAGUCAAGUGAGGGAAAAGGAAAUCACCUGAAUGGCUCGGCCUCCGCCUACGGAGCCCUGCAGCAGGACCCACACAGGGAGCGGCCCCCCGCAGCCAGCUAUGCGGCUCAGCCAGAUUACAUGGAAGGGGACGAUGAUCUGAUCAAGCCCAAAAAGCUCCUUAAUCCAGUGAAAGCCUCUAAAAGCCAUCAGGACCUUCACAGAGAGCUGCUUAUGAACCACAGAAGGGGUGUGGGAGUCGAGAACAAACCAGAGCUCCAGCGAGUGCUGGAGCAGAGGAAACGGGAGCAGAUGAUUAAGCAGCGAAAGGAGGAGGACGAGGCAAGGAAGAAGAUCUCCCCCCUGGAGCAGGAACUCCUCAAGAGGCACAAGAAACUGGAGGAGCUGGAAAGGGAACAGGAGAGGCAGGAGGAGGAGACGGGGAGCGCGCCAGAGUUCAUAAGAGUGAAAGAGAAGCUGAAGAGGACGUCAGUCGUGAACGAGGGAGAGAAGGAGGUAUAGGAUCAUCACUGUCUGCCCUGCAAGUACUGUAAGCACCAGGGGGGGUCACACACGUGUGUGUGUGUGUGUGUGUGUCCGCGUGCAAAUGGAAGGACACAGGAGAAACAACGCUUUCCAGUGCUAUACGGAGGACUCAUCUUCCUCCUGCUACACCCAGCUGCUCCGACUGACACAAGACAACGGCUCUCAUCUCGUCACGAGCGGGCACACUCCGGCCUCACUGCCCACUAGGCGAAUGCUUACAUGCAACCAAGAGGCCCUCUAUCUGUGUUCCCCAAGUUUGGGAAAUAAAUACACAUUCACACGAGUGAGGAGAGAGCAAAGGAGCGACAAUCAAGGCUGAGCCUCGAGAAAAAGCACAGUGCAAGGUUUCUGAUCCGAAACGCUGAAGCGAGUCGGGAGUCAAGAUGUUUCCGCCUACAUGUGCAGGAGCUGGAACCCCAGGCAUCUGUAGUGCGAUGAAUCUCCCCACCAGGCCUAAAAGUGACCGUUAAGGAGAAAUGUUCUUCUUAUCUGUCUAUGAAGGGUGAAGUCUUUAUUGUAAUGCUAUAACACCUAACGGUCAUGUGGUCAACUACUGUUUGCAGGUUUCCCUGUAGAAGAAUAAUGUACUCCCACUGAUGUACUUCUACACGCAACGCUUAUCUGGUCUCCCGGAACCAUCGGCAAAUUGAGCCGGAGGUACAAAUAUUGUAAUCACAAUGUAGACACUACUGCAGAUUAAAGUGUUUUUCUUUUUGA